AGAAUCAACGCCGGUGUGCUUGAUAUUCAACCCCAUAGGCCGUACUCAUUAAGUAAAUAUGUUUAUCUUCAUAUUAGAUAUAAGCUGGAAAAGUUUUGGUCCAAGAAGUCCGGUGAUACUUUAGAGGUUACAGUCUUGCCGCGGCUACAAAGAGAUUUCUGUAACUUAGCUCAAAUGUACAUAUGUAAAUAAACACAUACAUCUUAGAGAUCUAUGUCCACUUACAAUGCUGCAAGAUAAGCUAAAACAGUGGUAUUUUAUUCUAUAUUUAUAAACCGUAGUGAUAACUGCUUUAUAUAUCUUGAAAAAAAUUCCAGAAUUUUCUGUCAGACCAUCAGAAACUUUUACAAAUUAAUUAUUCCCAUGCACUCUUUCUAUUGUAAACGUUUGUUCAGUCAAAUGAAGUAGUAUUAGAUUAUGAAUUUUUAAGUAUUUUUUAUCUUAUAAGCUGUAUCUUAUAUAUCUUAAAAAUUCUACGACUUUAUUAAUAACUGUGUCGUUUGCAGUUCUUUAAAUUUGCAACAAUUCUUUUUAAUGUGCUUUUUCUCUUUGUAAAAUCUGUAAAAUAUUAACUUCACAUUGUGCCAUUUUCACACAAUUUCUGAAACGUGUACUUACAUUUCAUAACUGCCAGCACACAGAAAACUAACGUAUCGAUUUAUGAACAUUUGCUACCACAAGUUAGCAUGCAGUAUUUGUUUUAAUUUAAAUAUUAAAACAUCGCGCGUGUCGAGUCAGGAGUAUAUUUGAGCACUAUGACAUCACGUGACUUCAAGAGGCAUCUAUGAAUACAUCUCAUGUUGUUCUGCGUAUUAUCUACACAAAUCAAUAUACUGAAAAAAAAACCUUGAAAAAUAUUUUUAAAAACUUUUAAAAUGCAUCUACACUAGCAUACAUAGAUAUACAUGAUGUAUGCAGUUUUCUUUUUGAUAACGCUGAAAAUGUCCAGAAACGUGAUUCUCAAUAAUAAUCUAAUUUAAGACCAUCGUACAAAUAUGAAACUGUCAGCCUAGAUAAACUGAUACAAGGUUCAUAAAUCUUGUGAACUCAUUUUGUUUUUCCGUUUGCCCAAUGAAUGGCAAAACAAAAAAGAAACUUCUAUUGUCUAUAGAUCCGUUGUAUGACUGAAGUGGUGUGGAUAGGAAAAACCGGAUCACAAUUUUUCAAAUGAUUUGCGCGCGUUGGGGCAGGUUCUUGCUAUCUAUCUUUAAUCUCAUCUGGAAUUCUCUAGUCAACGAUUUUUCAUGUUAUGUUGCGUGUGUCCGUAUGUCUGCCUUUUUUGUUGUUUAGUUUUGUUUUUCCUGUAAAGCCCCAUGAGGCUAUCCAUAGGACCGGGAUAUGGCGCUAUAUAUGUUCGCCGUAUUAUUACAGACAGUUUUACGACAAAUAAUGAACACUUUACCUUAGCAUAGAGAUGUUGAAAAGUUUUUGGUUUAAAUUUCAUGGUGUAAAUAUCACCAAACAUUAUCUCAGCGUCGAUUAUCUUCGAUUUUUGAACACAAUUCCGACAUAUCUGCGUUGUAUUUAAAUAUGACGCGUGCGCAUUUAAGAGGCGGAUUGCUGAGCACGUGACACCGGCACGACCUCAGACGUGCCUCCAGCAAAUGUUUUCAGCCGUGAGAGGCUCGGCGCAAACACAGGACACUUGCACACAGAGGACCAGAGAAACCAACCAGUGAGGCUUGCUAAGAACUCUCACUUUAGUCAAAGUGCAUCCUCUUCAAUGACGAGCAUAAUCAUCGAAUGAAGAAGAAUGCAGUUUGGGGCGACGUUGUGUAUCCAAGUGUUUUGAUAACGGGUAUAAAGUUGCGCUCGGUAUUAAAAAAGGAUCCAAUACCCGAAAGGAAGAUAAGGUACAGUUCUUGGCAAACUUUGCCUGAACAUCCUAAAGAAAUUACCUCCGUCUACCCUAAAUGAGACCUCUUUCGCAGUCGCGACAGCUGCGCUGUUGUUGUGGAGAGAGAAAGAAAGCUUGCGACGCAGACAUCACAGCGUGGUUGUCCUAGAAACUUCGAAUGCUACCAAGCGAUCGUAUAUGCGUAUCCCACAAUUUCCACUCUAGUGUAUCGUGUCCCGGAAGAAAGACCAGUCACUAAAAGCCGAGCCUAACAAACAGGUCCAGGUGUCGUUUGCUGGAGGGCAAUGGCGGGCGAUUAUAGCAUCAACACAGGUGUCAUACGUACCUUCGGGCCGGUGGAUUACAUGUUCUUCGUCCUCACCCUGCUGGUAUCAGCGGGAAUCGGCAUCUUCUACGCCAUUUGGGACCGGAGGCGAAACACGCCUCAGGAGUUCCUCUUAGGCGGCAAGAAGAUGGCCCUCUUCCCAGUCGCCAUGUCUUUGAUGGUGACCUUCAUUUCUGCGGCAACGUUGCUGGGCAACCCUGCUGAGAUGUACAACUACAACACUAUGUGGUGGUACCUCGUCGUGGCUUUCAUCUUCGCCAUUGCCGGGGCCUGUCGCAUCUUCAUCCCGUUCUUCUAUAACCUUGGCAUCACCAGCACUUUUGAGUACCUGGAAAUGCGCUUUGACAAGCAUGUGAGAAUCUUUGGUUCAAGUCUUCUAAUACUGCAAACGUUGCUGUAUAUGGCAUUUUUGCUGUAUGCACCGUGUCUAGCUUUAAAUGCAGUGACAGGACUUCCUCUGUGGGGCUCUGUUAUCGGCAUGGGGCUUAUUGUGACCUUCUACACGUCGCUGGGGGGAAUGAAGGCGGUGCUGUGGACAGACACCUUUCAGGCCGGGGUCAUCUUUGCUGGUCUGCUGGCGGUACUCAUCCAAGGUUCUAUCGUCAUGGGCGGCUUCAGCAACGCCUGGCUCAUCGCUAGCAACCGCUCCAGAAUCGUCUUUGACGAAUUUGACUUUGACCCCAAGACUCGACACACGGUAUGGUCAAUGGUUGUUGGCGGUCUCUUCUUCUGGGUCUACCUGUACGGCAUUAACCAGGCACAAGUACAGCGCUGCCUGUCUUGCCCUAGCGUCAAGAAAGCCCAGAUGGCACUGGUCCUAAACUUGCCGGGACUGAUUCUCAUCGUUAGUUUCUGCUGUAUGAUCGGAAUCGAAAUGUUCGCGUUCUAUGCAGACUGCCACCCGAUUACUUUUGGCCUCGUCGAAAACACCGACCAACUCCUCCCACUUUUUGUGAUGGACAUCUUGGGACAUGUUGACGGCCUUCCUGGCGUAUUUUUGUCCUGCGUCGUCAGUGGCAGCCUGAGUUCGUUGUCGUCGGGACUGAGUGCUCUGGGAGCAGUCACGUUUAGUGAUGUCAUGCAGACCAACCGUUGCUGUAAAAACGCCUCGGAAUUCCGCUCCACCAUUGAUCUCAAAAUUACUCGUGGGUUUCUACGGAUUGUUAGCCAUCGCUCUUGCGUGGGUUGUCUCGCGUCUGGGCUCCGUGCUUGAGGCCGUUUACGUAGUGUUUGGAAUACUCAAUGGCCCUGUGCUGGGGGUUAUCACAUUUGGAAUGUUCUUCCCUUGGGGCAACAAGUGGGGCGCUUUCUUCGGGACCAUGACCUCUCUGGUACUGCUGCUGUGGAUAGGACUGGGGGCCUUCUUUCACGACGUCAAAACACCGCUGUCGGCGACAAGCACCACCGCCUGCAACUGGACUGCCAAGGCAGGCAUCACAAAGCCGAAUGUCCCCUGACGCUGCACCCCACCGCUGACACCACCACGACAGUGACCCAUUCGUCAUCCGCGGGAGUGCUGGAGCCGCUGUACCAAAUGUCAUACAUGUGGUACACGGGACUGGGCAUGAUCUUGGUGUGGGGGCCUGGCAUCGUCAUCAGCUUCUUAACGGGCUUCACUAAACCGACCUCAAUUGAUCCCCGUUUGAUCUGCCCC
Molecule: messenger RNA, 3837 nt
Organism: Pomacea canaliculata
Lineage: Eukaryota; Metazoa; Mollusca; Gastropoda; Architaenioglossa; Ampullariidae
Product: sodium-coupled monocarboxylate transporter 2-like
Exons: 16
Coding region: 2143-3396 (417 amino acids)
Biological process (GO): sodium ion transport; transmembrane transport
Cellular component (GO): membrane
Molecular function (GO): symporter activity
Source: RefSeq, a predicted model, not a curated record